Suillus bovinus is the source of this 1370-nucleotide messenger RNA. Its product is annotated as P-loop containing nucleoside triphosphate hydrolase protein. The record is from RefSeq and is a predicted model, not a curated record. The transcript is spliced from 2 exons. Lineage: Eukaryota; Fungi; Basidiomycota; Agaricomycetes; Boletales; Suillaceae. Gene Ontology annotation, biological process: tRNA methylation; tRNA wobble uridine modification. Bases 101 to 1021 code for a protein of 306 amino acids. Gene Ontology annotation, molecular function: GTP binding. Gene Ontology annotation, cellular component: cytoplasm; mitochondrion.
ACUCUCAGUAUCGUAGUUGUUUGAUUUGGCCAGGAAUGAGCAUAAAAUUAUCACGCUCUUUUGGCAGACGAGAACAGGCAAAGGUUCACUUGUCAACCUGAUGACAAAACAGGAGGUAACGCCCACAGGUCCUGACAUGCGGCGUCGUACGUUGCAAUGUUCAGAAUCCGUCAACUUGGAUGACAAAACUUCUGAGGAUCCGAAUCUGAAAGUUAGGGACCAAUUCAUCCCUCCUAAAAUAAGUACAAGGAGGACAACACAUCAAAGUAUCGUGCUCUUUGGGGAUACGGGAGCAGGCAAAAGCUCACUCAUCAACCUUAUGGCGGGAGAGGAGGUGGCAUGUACAUCUCCUGACAUGCAACGCUGUACGAUGCACUGGCAAGAGUAUAACAUCAGCUUCGGCGACACGUCUUACAAAGUGUACGAUACCAUUGGACUCGAGGCACCGCAACUGGGAACUAAAGAGUAUCUCGAAUUUGUCGAGAACGCCUAUCAGCUCAUUAAACGAUUGGAUAAACAAGGUGGCAUCGAUCUGCUUUUAUUCUGUGUUCGCGCCGGUAGAGUUACUGCUACGCUGCAGAGCAAUUACAGGCUCUUUCACGAAUUCCUCUGCGAGAAGAAGAUUCCCAUCGUUCUUGCGAUCACGAACCUUGAAAGAGAGGGGAGGAUGGAGGAUUGGUGGGAGAGAAACGAGGGCACCUUCGACAACUAUCAGAUAAAGGUCGCUGGUCAUGCCUGCAUCGCCGCUGCCAAUGGAUUGGAUGGCAGACACAAAGACCUUUAUGAAGAAUCGCGCGCCACGAUCCGUGACCUUGUUGAAAAAUUUACUGCAGACGAGCAGAGACGAGCAUGGUCAGGAGGGGAUAGUCUGUUCGUGUCGCUGACGCGUAAACUGAAGGGGUUACUCAAGGGAAGUUCGCGUGUGAGAAGGAAGGAUCUCGUCACCCAUCUCACUAAGCGUUGCGGUAUUCCUCGAGCGGUCGCAAAACAGUUGGCUAAUAUGAUCAAGCAUGAUGCAUGACGUAUAAGCUACUUGACUUUGCCCUUUCUGCUCAUCCGAUUUUGCCCUUGUCCUUGUCAUCAAUAUGUCAUGCAUAGAUUGAUAUUACGUAUUCCAGUACCACGUUUUUGUAACGAACAUUACUGUUAGAACGUUGGAUUGAUGAAACCUGAUGGAACGCUGUCUGCUUGAGUAUCAAGAAGUCUAGGAAACUACGCAGCAUGUGAUGAAGUAUGCAGUGAUACUUGGAGGUAUACUCAGCGCGCCAUAUGCGAAUAUGGUGAAUGGUCAAUACCCGUUCCAGCUCUGGGACAGCGAGGGCCAGGCUAUGGCCUGUGCAACUCAAGAUUAAUCGAUUAAUUGAAUUUUA